CGUUUACGCAAAUUGUGUUACGCACGUAUAGUGAUGGUUCCAGGAAAUUCAGUGACGCGUAACGAGUAAUCAUAUGCUUUAAAAGAUGAAGAUGAUAUCCUGGAGAUUAAAGAGGUUGGGUGUGAGUGUAUGGACGGAUAUACUGAUCUGGUUUCUCUGGAUAGUAGUUCUCGUCUUUUCUAUAGCUCUACCCGUAUACCUGGGAGUUCAUUAUUUAGCAAUGCGAGGAUGUCAACCCCAUAUAAACCUAGAGAUCCAACCCGAGAGUAUCAAAAGCUUUAUCACACCUAAACCAGACCCGGAGCUGGACCUGGAAAACGUCCCGGAGAUUGAAGAGGACCUGAUGACAGGUUUACUUGUUGGUCUGUAUCCUCCUGAGGUCGGAGUGAGAAUGGGAAAUAUAUCUGGGAUGGUUGCUAGACUCCCGAGGACUCUGUAUAGACAAGGAACCCAGUUUGUUCAGCGUGAGUUUCAGGACUACUCCGUCAAGGACGUGUCUACUCUCUGCUCCGUUAAUGGGAACCAAGGGAAGGGUUUGAUAUCUCUAGGGUUGGCUGUGUGCAAGGAGAGUUUGAAAAGUGAAGCAGGAUUGAAGCUUCAGGGUUGGUUGGAUACACUAGAACCAGGAGUAGAGGAUGAACUAGUAGGACUAGUGCUUCAAGGAGAUCUAGAGCAAACUAUUCAUAUUAUACCAAAAAUGUUCCCUGGAGCAGGUUUAAAUGAAUCUCACGUUGAGUCAAUGCAGCAUUUAGUUCGUCCGUUCUCCAGCUCCGAGCUCGUAGGACUCGCAGGAGCAUUCCGAGCCGCAAACCUGACCGAUAAAGACCUGGCAGUUCUCAACGCGGUCAUGGGGGAAGCUUCACAAAGCCUCAGUGAUGUUAACAGUGUUCUGGCAAAGAUCAACCCUGCCAACCUACCUGGGAUCAAUGAGAACCUGGAGAAGUUAGGGAUCAAGCUCAGCACGUUCAUCUCCGAUCCCGGAGUAUUUCUUGCUUUCUUCGGAGACCCAGAGAAAAGUAAACUUCUUGUAAACCUUCAGGGUCUUUUACCAAAGUUCCGUCCAACUGAUAUUGAAGCAUUUCUGGUUUUCAGUAAAGAACUUGAAGUUGCGCAGGUUAAAUAUGGAGACCCCGAGGCCCCAUCUGUGAUGUCCAAAUUAUUCAGUAUACAUCUAGACGUUCUACUCGGCGCACUACCAAAGCUUAAACUCAGUGACGAGACUAGGUUUGGUUUGGAGGCGCUGAUGCUUCUGAUGGAAGACGACAAGUUCCAGGAUUUACUGUCAGCUGCUGAGGAGGCGCAGUUGCUGGAUUCAGCUGGGCAGCAGGCUUUCCUUCAGCUCUGCACAGAUCAAAGGUUCUUUAUCAACUGCAGAGAUGUAAAGGACCAUUGUCCCAAUGGACAGAUACUGCUAUGGGUAUCCUGUCUUGUCCCACUUCUUGUCCCUGGACUUCUCUACGCUCUCUCCACCAUCAUGCAUCAUAGAGGCUACAUCAUGCAGUGUGGGAUAGGAAAACCUUUCAACAUGCCGAAAUAUAGACUAGAUUUGUGUUCAGCCUGGGUUCUUCUUCUACCCUUCUACACAAUCUUCAUGCUACCCUGGACACUCUGUCUAGUGGUUUACAGGCAGUCCAAGGUUCUAGCUGGGCUAGCUGAUGAGGCGAGGGGUGCAGGUCAACCUCUAGAACCAGACUGUACACAUUUCAACAAUGCUUCUAGUUUUGGGCUUCUUCUUGGUGCUGGGCAGGGAGUUCUUCAUCUGGGAGUCCAAGCAGUUAUCCUAGGGGUGGUACUCCUAGCUGGAGAUAUACUCCUAGGGAUGGAUAAGGAGUACUUCACCGCCUCAACCCUUGUCGUCACCGUGAUCAGUAUCGCCCUGGCCUCGCUUGUCUUGGGCGUGUCUCAUCUGUCAAGCCAGGAGGCGUGUCGGCUUUCGGUGGACCUUGCAACGCCCCCUAAUUCCAAGAUCUAUCUGUUCUCCUCCCUGGUCUGGUUGGUUGUCUCCGUGGGGGUAACUGUAGCCUCUACCCUCAUCCUCUCUCUCCUAGUCUACGUGGAUACGCUUGGUUUCUCUGAAUGGCGAUGGUCUGGUGUUUGUAUAAUCCUCCUGCUCCCCCUGCCCUUGAUCCAGUGCUUAAUCUACCAGCUGUGUGUCCGGACCGGAGCUGAACACAGGUUCGCCUGGGGGAUCAUGGCGUCGAUGAUACCGGUCCGGUUCCUAGACAUGGAGCGGAGAAGAGCUCGACUGUUCUUGAUCCUGAGCCAGCUGGCUUGGCUUCUUACACACUCCUCCGCCUGGAUACUCUACGCUAUCUUCAUGCACGUGACGGAGUUGAACGAUGUUAUCUGGAGAACCUGGAUACCUGUGAUCAUACCAGUCCUGCUCAUCCCUCCUCUUAUAUCCUUCCUUCACUGGUCCUCCUCCCUCUCCAACCUUUACUCCGCUACACACGCACACCAGGAUAUGCAGGACGGAGAGAAGAGGAGAAGAUCCUUUCCUCCGAACUGGAACCAUAUGAGUGGGUCAGAGCUCACACCGGAAAAUCUAUCUCAGGCUGGUUUUUUCUACUCCUGUCGUAGAUUAAAGAAAGGAGAGGCAACUUGUUUCUCCUGUGGUCGCCAGGUGUCAGAGUGGGGUUCAAGGAGCGCCCAGGAGGCUCAUAGAGAUCUUACAAACUCAUGCCCUCUCUAUACAGACGUGAAGAAGAGACAUUUGGAAAACGAUGAGGAUGAAAAGUCGUCUUCCUGUGUACCCUCGUUUAUUUUCCUGAGUAUCAAUCUUCUGUUUCGUCUUGGAUCCAUUGGUUUGUUUCUCUUCGUAUUCACGGAUUCCUGGUUACUUGUUGCAUCCUCCCUGCCAACCCUAGUUCUUAUCCCCAUCCUAUUCCUGAUAAUCUCCUGGCUGCUGAACCCUGCCUGCUACUACGCCUGUAUGACGAAGACCAAGGUGAUUUGGAGUCUCGUGUCCCCCCUCCUACCUCAACCUGACUCCAACCUACAGUACAUCGCUGUAAACCUGGCAGUCAACAUUCUUCUCCACUUCCUGCUCUGGGCGGCCAUGUUAGGAACAUCACCAACGGUCGUUGAACUCUCCUGGCCUCGGCUGGGAGUAAUUUGGCCGAUCCUGGUCGCCCUGGCCGGGCUAUCGGCCUUGUCUGUUGUACCUUACUGGUGUUUAGCACUGAAAUCUAAUAGUAAAAGAAUACGUCCCGUUGAUAAAACUGUUUAUGUCGCAUCUACUUCACUAUAAACUUUACUCAGACAUCCUUCAAUGGGUUCUUUAAGUUUUUAUACAUUGUGUAUCAUAAGAAAGUACUAUUAUGUUUCUGCAUGUCGUUUCAAUUUAUUAAUGUUCCAGGACCGAUUCAAUUUAAACGCUAACCUACAUGUUAGUUAUUUGAUCUAGAUGAAAUUUUUAAGACUAUUUUUGUUCAAUGUUCAUAUAUUUACGUAUCCGACUGUGUUCGUACGCCUCAUGAACUGUUUACGGACCGCUCACGUCGAAAAGACGACACAAGAUGCGUUUAAUUGAUUAACCGUCCCAAGAACAAAUCAUAAAACUUUCUAAAAUUUGUAUACCCUCCCGGUCCAGUCCCCACCUCACAAAAAAAACUUUACAUGCAUAAACAUAUUUUUAAUCAUAUUUAUCAUUUAUGCACAUAUUCAUUAAAUUCUGUGAUUUUUAUGUACGUAAGAAAACAUAUAGUUAUAAUGUUUUCACAUUGAAUUUUGUAAUCAAAUUUAAAAACUUAAGACAAGCGCAAUUUUUUAGAAGAUUGACGAUGCACGACAUUGUUCCUAAAUUUGAUGUUAUCAAAGAAAAGUUCAUUUCGAUUAUAAAAACAAAGCAAACGGUACAAAAAAAAA
Eurytemora carolleeae is the source of this 3867-nucleotide messenger RNA. RefSeq lists its product as uncharacterized. NCBI's taxonomy places the organism in Eukaryota, Metazoa, Arthropoda, Copepoda, Calanoida, Temoridae. The transcript has 18 exons. The coding region runs from base 86 to 3250 and encodes 1054 amino acids. The record is from RefSeq and is a predicted model, not a curated record.